AUGGGGCGGAAUGUAAAUGGCCUUGAAGGGAUUGACCUGACUGCAAUGAGGGCAGGACCGCAACUGAAUAGUGCCCAACAUAAUUUACUGAUAACACCGGUCACAGAACAGGAAAUCGUUGCAGCUCUCAAUGGCAUAGGGAAUGAUAAAUCGUCGGGAGUUGAUGGAUUUGGAGUGUACUUCUUUAAGAAGGCUUGGCAGGUUAUUAAGAUUGAUGUGACGAAAGCUAUUCAAGAGUUUUUCGUAGAUGAUAAAAUCUACAAGGCUGCUAAUUGCUCAUUAGUCACUCUCAUCCCGAAGCAUAAUGGUGCGAAGGAGAUUAAGGACUAUCGACCCAUAUCAUGUUGUAGCACUCUGUACAAAAUAAUUUCCAAAAUUCUUGCAAAUCGAUUGAGUAAGGUAUUGGGAUUUAUUGUUGGUGACAACCAGGCUGCAUUUGUAAAGGGUCAAAAUAUACAUAAUCAUAUCCUCCUCACAUAUGAACUUAUCAAAGGAUACGAAAGAAAACAUAUUUCCUCGAGAUGUUUUAUGCAAAUGGAUAUCAAAAAAGCCUACGAUACGGUUGAUUGGUUUGCGUUGGAGAGUAUUUUCAAUCAGGAAAAUGAUAAUUUCAAUUAUCAUCCAAAAUGUGAUAAGUUGAAAAUCACGAACUUAUGCUUUGCGGAUGAUUUAUUGUUAUUCUCUAGAGAUAUUGAUACAGAGACAAAAAGAGCCAUCCUGCAAGCUACAAAGUUCCAAGAAGGAAGGAUGCCAUUUAAAUAUCUUGGUGUUCCAGUUACAGGUAAGAAGCUGGCUACUCAUCACUACCAACCGUUAAUUGAUAAAAUUCUCGAUAAGAUUAAGCACUGGACUGCGAGGUUGCUCACUUAUGCGGGGAGAUUGCAACUUAUCAAUAGUGUGAUGUUUUCAAUAUGGAACUAUUGGCCAAACCGUUUUCCUUUUCCAAAGAAUGUCAUUCAGAAAAUCGAGAAAAUCUGUCGUAUCUUCCUCUGGACAGGGGGUUAUGAGGGAAGUCGUAAAUUACCUAUCACUUGUAAGAAUGUGUGUAGACCGAAAUGCUAUGGGGGGAUGAAUAUUAUUGAUAUAGAGUUGUGGAAUAAAUCGAAUCUGAUUCGCCUUCUCUGGAACUUAAGUGGUAAAACGGAUUCGCUCUGGAUUCGCUGGAUUCAAGCCUAUUACGUCCGAAACAAAAAUCUGAUGGAAAUCGGUACCAGGUCGAAUGAUACAUGGAUCAAGAAAGCUGUUAUGAUGCAACGAUAUGAAGCUAUAAAGAUGCAGGAAUGGCAGGAAAUUAAAUAA
This is a messenger RNA of Vicia villosa (hairy vetch), 1299 nucleotides long. RefSeq lists its product as uncharacterized. Lineage: Eukaryota; Viridiplantae; Streptophyta; Magnoliopsida; Fabales; Fabaceae. The coding region runs from base 1 to 1299 and encodes 432 amino acids. The record is from RefSeq and is a predicted model, not a curated record. The transcript is spliced from 3 exons.